CCGUUCUUUCCUGUACCCUGCACCUGCCAUCCCCCCCGUUCCCCUCCGUGCGCCGCCGCCACGCCACGCCCAGCAGACAGCGCAGCCAUGCCGCUCCACCUGCUCUCGUCCCCGGCCGCCGCCGCCAAGCUCGCCGCAGGCCUGCGCGCGGCGCCUCUCCGUCGCUGCCACAGCUUCGCCCCGGCGCCGCGCCACACGGACCGUGUGGCCCUGGCGUCGUCCCUCUCGGUGGCGGCGCGGUCUGCAAGCCCCGCCGUGGCUGCGGCGCAGACCGAGCUCAGCGGUUUUAACUGUUGGCGGUAUCCUACAGUUUCAGGAAAGAAACAAGUAUUGAUAUCGUUGUCGGAUAAAACGGACUUGGCUUAUCUUGGCAACGGUCUUCAGGGUUUGGGGUAUUCCAUCGUCUCCACCGGUGGAACAGCAUCCAGCCUGGAAGCAGCAGGAGUCAGUGUAACAAAAGUUGAAGAAAUCACACAUUUCCCUGAAAUGCUUGAUGGACGAGUGAAAACAUUGCAUCCAAGUAUACAUGGUGGUAUUCUUGCCAGGAGAGACCAGGAGCAUCAUUUGAAGGCACUGAAGGAUCAUGGAAUUGGGACAUUUGAUGUGGUUGUGGUGAAUUUGUAUCCCUUUUAUGACAAAGUCACCUCUGGUAACAUCUCUUUUGAGGAUGGCAUUGAAAAUAUUGAUAUUGGUGGUCCCACAAUGAUCAGAGCUGCAGCCAAGAACCAUAAGGAUGUUCUUAUUGUGGUGGAUCAUAAUGAUUACCCUGCUUUACUGGAGUACCUUAAAGGAAAGCAAGAGGAUCAGCAGUUCCGCAGGAUGUUGGCAUGGAAAGCUUUCCAGCAUGUUGCCUCUUACGAUUCUGUUGUGUCAGAAUGGUUUUGGAAGCAAUCGAAUAAAGUAGGAGAGAUGUUUCCCCCAAGCUUUACUGUGCCACUUGAGCUGAAGUCUACACUCCGGUAUGGCGAAAAUCCUCAUCAGAGUGCUGCGUUCUAUGCUGACAAGAGCCUUUCUCGUGUUGGUGCUGGUGGUAUUGCCACUGCUAUUCAACACCAUGGAAAGGAAAUGUCUUACAACAAUUACUUGGAUGCGGAUGCUGCAUGGAACUGCGUAUCAGAGUUUGAUAGUCCUACUUGUGUUGUGGUGAAGCACACAAAUCCAUGUGGCGUUGCUUCACGACAGGACAUUCUUGAAGCUUACAGGUUAGCUGUAAAGGGAGAUGCCGUCAGUGCAUUUGGUGGGAUAGUUGCAUUCAACACAACAAUUGAUGAGGAUCUUGCGAAGGAAAUUCGUGAGUUCAGGAGUCCUACAGAUGGUCAGACACGGAUGUUCUAUGAGAUAGUGGUUGCUCCCGGCUAUACAGAUAAGGGUCUUGAGAUUCUCCGAGGCAAGUCAAAGACGCUGAGAAUACUUGAGGCGAAGAGAAGUGGAAAAGGGAUGCUUUCACUCAGGCAGGUGAGUGGUGGGUGGUUGGCUCAGGAGUCUGAUGAUCUAACCCCUGAAGAGAUCACCUUUACUGCAAAGUCUGAGAGGUCUCCGCAAGAAAACGAGCUUGCCGAUGCCAAAUUUGCCUGGCUUUGCGCAAAACAUGUCAAGAGCAAUGCCAUUGUGAUAGCCAAGAACAACUGCAUGCUGGGAAUGGGCAGUGGUCAGCCAAACAGACGAGAGAGCGUCAGAAUCGCCUUCAGGAAGGCAGGAGAAGAGGCCAAGGGAGCUGCAUUGGCUAGCGACGCCUUCUUUCCUUUUGCCUGGAACGACGCCGUUGAGGAGGCGUGUCAGAAUGGCAUCGGAAUCAUCGCUCAGCCAGGAGGCAGUAAGAAGGACGAGGACGCCAUCGCGUGCUGCAACAAGUACGGCGUGUCGCUCGUCCUCACCGGCGUUAGACACUUCAAGCAUUAGCAUGGCUGCUCAUCUUAACUUUUUAGGGAGUUAGUGAAAAAAAUGAGCUCGGGAGAUGUCAUAAUAAUUAAGAGCCGAAGCUCUUCUGUUUUGGAAGCUGCAGCUUGUAGAGCUGCCCUGAUGAGUAGCUUUCGCCACGGUAUACUGCAAAUUUUGGAUUCUGUAGGCGUAUGCUUUUGCUCGGUGAGCUCGUGGGGGAAGUUUCUCCUGGUGUCGAAUAAGCUGAUGGAUGUGUCGUUAGUGCCAACUGAACCCAAGCUAAGCUCUUGCAAGUUGCAAUAGCACUACCUAAUUAGUACUGGAUAUUUGGAUGUCUGAAUUUUUCAAGAUGUCUUCGGAUAUAGGAGUAUAGGACUGAGA
Molecule: messenger RNA, 2259 nt
Organism: Sorghum bicolor (sorghum)
Lineage: Eukaryota; Viridiplantae; Streptophyta; Magnoliopsida; Poales; Poaceae
Product: bifunctional purine biosynthesis protein PurH
Exons: 12
Coding region: 88-1899 (603 amino acids)
Biological process (GO): 'de novo' IMP biosynthetic process
Cellular component (GO): cytosol
Molecular function (GO): IMP cyclohydrolase activity; phosphoribosylaminoimidazolecarboxamide formyltransferase activity
Source: RefSeq, a predicted model, not a curated record